Molecule: messenger RNA, 2412 nt
Organism: Talaromyces amestolkiae
Lineage: Eukaryota; Fungi; Ascomycota; Eurotiomycetes; Eurotiales; Trichocomaceae
Exons: 3
Coding region: 1-2412 (803 amino acids)
Cellular component (GO): SBF transcription complex; MBF transcription complex
Molecular function (GO): protein binding; DNA binding; transcription coactivator activity
Source: RefSeq, a predicted model, not a curated record
AUGUCAAACAGCUUCAACGGGUAUGAGCGAACGAAUGGAUAUGGAGCAAUGCCUCCGCACCAAGAAGAAUAUAAACCUCAAAUAUAUCGGGCCGUCUAUUCAAAUGUUUCUGUAUAUGAGAUGGAAGUAAACGGUGUCGCCGUCAUGAAACGCCGAUCUGACUCGUGGUUAAACGCAACUCAAAUUUUGAAAGUGGCCGGUGUCGUUAAGGCUAAAAGAACCAAAACACUGGAGAAAGAAAUUGCCGCCGGCGAACAUGAAAAGGUUCAAGGCGGUUAUGGCAAAUACCAGGGCACAUGGGUCAGCUACCAACGAGGUGUCGAGCUUUGCCGGGAAUAUCAGGUUGAAGAAGCACUGCGGCCACUACUCGAAUACGAUAUGGAUGAUGGUAAUUCCCGACGGGCAUCACUCGAAACUCCAACAAAGGAACAAGCAAUGGCCGCUCAACGGAAACGGUUAUACAAUGCCGAAAAUCGUGGGAUAAGCCAGCCGGCUCAAGCAACUUUCUUUCAGAAUAUGUCCCGCACUGCGGCAAAUGCGGUCAAUGCUAUCAGCAAGGCCCGCUUUGAAUCUCCAAACAAAAGAAGGCCAAGCCUGAUGCGUAAUUCUUCACAACAAAUGAGCAGUCAAGAGUCCUUCAAUGCUCCUGGCGGUACACAAACGAGCCUGUACAGCGUGCAUUCCGACAGUGGUUUCGCAAGUCAAAAUGCUCACGGAAGAAACGAUCACACACUGGAUCAGGAAAACGGUUUAGAGCCCCCACGCAAACGAGUUAGAAGUUCUUCAAAUCAAGCACGCUCAUUUGGAGCGAAUAGCACAAUGUCUGUAUACGAGCUUACUCCUACGGAACCCAAUGAUUCGUUCUACCAGCAAGCAGACGAUUCCAUGGCAGUCGACGACAUCAAUGGAAGGGAUCCUCUUCCUCCACCUGCACAUCCGGACCGAUUUCAGAAAAUGAAACUUAUCAUGACGCUCUUUCUUGACAAGCGUAUGAAGGAUUUCUCGAGCCAUCCUGCCCUUGUACAGCUAUCUGGCGAGGACCUUGAGAUACCCUUGGACGAAUAUCAAAACAGUGCUCUACACUGGGCGGCAAUGCUAGCCCGUCUUCCUCUGCUACUUGCCCUUGUUGAAAAGGGUGUGAAUAUCUAUCGAUUGAAUGCCGCUGGUGAAACCGCGUUGCAAAAGGCGGUUGGUACACGAAACAACCUUGACUACCGAACAUUUCCACGGCUACUUGAGAUUCUUGGCGCUACUGUGGACAUGGUCGAUCAUAGCGGCAGAUCAAUCCUACACCACAUUGCAAUUAUGGCUGCAACUGGUGGUGGUGGACAAGUAGCCGCCAAGCAUUAUCUUGAAUCGCUUCUCGAGUUGGUCGUGCGCCAUGGCACCAGCGGUCAAGAAAACGACAAACCAGUGACAAAUGGUGAAAACGAACAGUCCCAAGGUGAGAUCAUUGGUCUGGGCAGAUUUGUCUCUGAGUUGGUCAAUUUGCGGGACGAUCAAGGUGACACGGCGUUGAAUAUAGCUGGUCGCGCACGAUCAGUCCUUGUGCCGCAACUACUAGAAGUCGGAGCUGAUCCCCAAAUCCCUAAUCAUACCGGCCUCCGCCCUGCAGAUUACGGCGUCGGUGUAGACAUGGUCAAUGAAAGCUCUCAAUCGCAGCUAGACGAGGAGAAGAAAGACACUUUCAUUGACCAGCUUGCUAAGACAAAGAAAGAAAUUCUCGAUGCUACUCUUGCGCAGAUCGGAUCUCUGGUGGAAGAGACAUUGGGUGGCAUUGACCGCGAUUUGACUUCAGACCUGAGCAAGAAGCAAGCUGAAUUUGAUCAUUGGCAUGCAAAGAUACGCGAAAUCGCACGUGCCCGACAGAUUGAUCAAAGUGAGCUUGAGAGUCUCAAACGUAAAGCAUCUGAUCGGUCAAGUGUGGGUCGACGGAUAAAAAAUCUCGAGGGUGAUGCCGAGCAUUUGGUGGCUUCUUUGAAAGGCUACUUUGGCGACGAUUUUGACGUCUCUGCUACAUGUCCUGUGGGCUAUGCCGACGCAGAUUCAGGUAUUGACGUGGCUGAAUUUAGCGCACUAUUCUCGAACUUUGACCCGAGUGGUGAGAUGUCCGCCGACCAGAAGAAGUUCUUGACGGCGUUGCCUUCUGCGGCUACUCUAGAAAGCCGCCUUGAUGCAUACCAAAGUCUAAACAAAGAUAUCCAUGACGAGAUCAAACUAUUGAAGUCCAGGAAUGUGGUCCUUGGCGAAAAUUAUCGUCGGGUGGUAAUGGCCUGUACAGGAUUUACUGCCGAACAAGUUGAUGAGGCUGCAGAGGGGUUGACUAGACAUAUCAAAGACCUGAACGACAAUCCGGUGUCCGAAGAAGAGGCGAUCGAGAUUCUGAUGAAAGAUCGGGGUCAAGACUGGUAG